Messenger RNA from Loxodonta africana (African savanna elephant), 3843 nucleotides. It is a transcript of the gene ASF1A, whose product is annotated as anti-silencing function 1A histone chaperone. Gene Ontology annotation, molecular function: histone binding. The record is from RefSeq and is a predicted model, not a curated record. NCBI's taxonomy places the organism in Eukaryota, Metazoa, Chordata, Mammalia, Proboscidea, Elephantidae. Gene Ontology annotation, cellular component: chromatin; nucleus. Gene Ontology annotation, biological process: DNA replication-dependent chromatin assembly. The transcript has 4 exons. Bases 400 to 1014 code for a protein of 204 amino acids.
AGCCCGUAUUCCACUCACUUUGUUCUCCGCCUUUGUCCUAAUCCACACCAGCAGGUGGAGCCGCAGUUAAAGUUUCCGAGUCCAUUCCGGGAGCGGGAGCCCAUCUUGCUGGCUGCCGAGGCCCUUGCUGGAGGAGGAGGGUCAGAGCUCCGGUGCAGCCAAUCGCGGCCAACGCUGCUAGUUAUCCGAGCAGAAUGGGCUGUAGUUUAGUGAAAUAGGAAAGCUGCAAAAACACUGUGAGUGCUGCCGUGUAAAUAAAAAGGAAAAAAAGUUUCUCAAGUCGCCACUGCACGACGUCGGGCCGGCACCGGGGCGGGGGUCUGCGCUCACCCGAGCGGCCGCACGCUGGACUUUAUUGUGCCGCAACAAGCCCCGUCCCCAUUGUUUGUUUUUCAAAAUAUGGCAAAGGUUCAGGUGAACAAUGUAGUGGUGCUGGAUAACCCUUCUCCUUUCUACAACCCGUUCCAGUUCGAGAUCACCUUCGAGUGCAUCGAGGACCUGUCUGAAGACCUGGAAUGGAAAAUUAUCUAUGUGGGCUCUGCAGAAAGUGAAGAGUACGAUCAAGUUUUAGACUCUGUUUUAGUGGGACCUGUUCCUGCAGGAAGGCAUAUGUUUGUAUUUCAGGCUGAUGCACCUAACCCAGGACUCAUUCCAGAUGCAGACGCAGUAGGUGUAACAGUUGUGCUAAUUACCUGCACCUAUCGAGGUCAAGAAUUUAUUAGAGUUGGCUAUUAUGUAAAUAAUGAAUAUACUGAGACAGAAUUAAGGGAAAAUCCACCAGUAAAACCAGACUUUUCUAAGCUUCAAAGGAACAUUUUGGCGUCUAAUCCCAGGGUCACAAGAUUCCACAUUAAUUGGGAAGAUAACACAGAAAAACUGGAAGAUGCAGAGAGCAGUAAUCCAAAUCUACAGUCACUUCUUUCAACAGAUGCCUUGCCUUCAGCAUCAAAGGGAUGGUCCACGUCAGAAAACUCACUAAAUGUCAUGUUAGAAUCCCACAUGGACUGCAUGUGACCACCUGCCAUCCCUUUAGUACAAAUUAAGCUAUAAAAACACAGAACUAUUUCCCUGAAAUUCCGUAAGUACAUAGUCAAGAUACAAUGUGAAGAAUUUGUUUAAAAAUCAUCCUGUAGAAAAGUUUAUAAGAAAACCAGUAUUUGAGCAAAUUGUGGAAUAUAAAUACAACUAUUUUUAAGUAAUUUUUUUCUCUAAUGUGUUAUUUUGUUUUGAAACUAAUCUGAUUAAAGUAUAUAUAUUAUUUUCUUCUCUAUAAUAUAAUUAAAGGACUUAUAAAGAAAAAUAUGAACUCUAGACCAGGUUGUAAAGAUGUCUUAGCAUUUUGGACAAUAAUCUUGUGGGUCACUAUUUUACUGGCCUUCAAAAGAACAAAGUUCACUUAAACUAAAAUAUUUUCCCUGUGAAAACAUAUAAAAACCAAAAACCUAUAGUAUGGUUUAAUUUAAGGGGCAAGUUUCCAUUCUUCUUUGGCAUGUCCUUAAAAAGGAAAUGUGAAAUCAACUUUGUGCUACCAAGAACUUUAAGACCUGCUUUCCCAGGUCACUCUGAAACCUCUUAUGGCUACUACUGCAGUUCACGUGAUGUUGCACAGCAUUUGGUUUGGUUUCUAAUAUAAUACAAAUGUGGUUAAUUGUUUAUAAGGUCCUCUGGUUAUGGUUUUUAUUUUUAUACCAGUUUAGGACAUCAGAGCACUCCCUGAAUCAUAUUACCAUUAUUACCCAAUGAAUUCAACAUGUCAAAAGCAAAUACAAACUCCCUAAGUUUAAAAACAGAUUUUAAUGGCUCAAGUCUGUUCAUUAGAUUUAUAAAAAUACUAUGAAUUUGGCUUCUUUAAAAUUGUUUUGAUACGUCAUCCCUUGCUGGCAUCAUUUAUAUAAAAUCUGGAUUUAGAAAGACAUAUUUAGCUUUGUCAUAAUAAGCAAGUUACUGUUUUGGAAAUACAUAUUUUCCCACCUGUAGUACUGUUUACCAUAUUCCCUGACACUCAUGUAGAAUAAUACUAGGCAUAUUUUUGGUGGACAUACUCUAGACAGUUCUUUCAGAUAAAUUUUUUUAAAAGCAAUCUUGGAAAGGAGUCUGUUAACUAAAUGGGUCAGAAGGUUCUUUUUCUUUGUUGAGAGCUAGGUCCUUUCUCAAAAAGUUUCUUCUGCUCCAUUAAGUGUAGACUAUUUUCAUUACUCUUGCUGCUGAGCAAGGCAUUAGCCAUAUGAAGCAAAGUUACGCAGUGCCUUCAUAUCUAAAACUUAUGCUGCAUUGUUGAAAGCUUUUAUUUUAAGGAACAGGAAAAGACAUUUGGCUAAACAUGGAUUCUUAGUUGUACAUAUUCCCUAUCAUAAUUAAAAAAGUGAGUUUGUGAGGCAAAAUUUUGCUAAAUGUUAAACUUUAAUAUACCAGAUUAUUAAACUGUUAUCCAUUAACUAGUUCAUAGAUUUGAAAAGUAAAAUAUAUCCAAAUCUUAAAACCAUAUAAAUCUUUGGUCUAAUUGUAAUUAAAAGAAAAUAUUAAAAUAUUACUUAAAAUGAAAAUAAAAGUAAUACUCCCCAAGAGUCCAGUAAUUGAUAUAACAGGAACAAGGUACGUGCUUGUUAAAAUAUAGCACAUAAGCCAAAUUAUCAAGUAAAGCAAUUCACUGCUGAGUUUUUAUUUGAUUAAUUAUAAUGAUUAGUUUGUAUUAACAUUAAAGGGUUAAGUUCUUAUAUCAAUUUGUAAAUGGGCAGCCAAUUUUCAUAGAAGUUUGGGACCUAUACAUUCACUUUAAAAACUCUUACCUGUUAUUAUUUUAAAUGUUUUGACUCUAUAAUUUUUAGAUGUAAAUUAAUUAAUGACUAAAAAUAAGAAAGAUUUAGAAUUCAAACAUUAAGAACUAAGAAACUGGAUAGCACAUAGCCCUAUUUGGCCUCAUUUACAGAUACUACAUGCAUUAUAGCUAGAAGAUUCACAGCUUUUGUUCCCCUUGUAGAUCACAGUAAAUAAAUGUGUCCUGAGAAGAUACACAUGAACAAAUUACUUACGCUAUUGAACAGAUAGGUGAGUAGGUCAGAUGAAAUGACCUCAAAUUUUGAGCUGAGAAAACAUCCCAGAAAUCUGAGGAAGUGUGCAUACAUUUGCCCAUAUAUAAUCUUUUAAAAAAAAAAAAAAAAAAAUUUUUUUUUUUUUUUAAUCUUUUAUAGCCUUAGGGUUCCAUGCAGUCUUACCCCCUGGUUUUAGGAUUUGGGGUUUCUAGGUUUUCUUUUAUACCAGAAUUUAGGACAUCAGAGCACUCCCUAAAUCAUGUUUGUCUAAUAAAGUCUAUGGCAGCAACUUUUAAAACUUUUUGCCAUAAUCCACAGUAAAAAAAAAAAUAUGUAUAUACAUAUAACAUGACUCUUUAACAUAAGUACAUAUUUAUAUAAAAGUUUUCAAGACAGUGCACUGUUAGUAGGUGCAGAAUAUUUCCAGUACAGUAGUGUCCCCUUAUCCGCAGUUUCAGUUCCCCAUAGUCAACUGUGGUCUGAAAAUGUGAAAUUAAUAGCAUGAUGAAAUCUCGUACCAUCCCACCUGGGAACCGCAUUCACAUAACUUUUAUUACAAUAUAUUCUUAUAAUUAUUCUAUUUUAUUAUUACUAUUGUUAAUCUCUUACUGUGCCUAAUUUAUAAAUUCAACUUCAUCAUAGGUAUGUAUAUAUAGGACAAAACAGUGUAUAUAGGGUUUGGUACUCUCUGCAGUUUCAGGCAUCCACGGGGAAUCUUGGAAUGUAUCCCCUGCGAAUAAGGGGGGAACUACUGUAUUUUCUACUGUAUUUCAUUUUGAAAGUGCUGGUUUUGACCCACUGAAAUGACUUUUAU